Molecule: messenger RNA, 1395 nt
Organism: Gasterosteus aculeatus aculeatus (three-spined stickleback)
Lineage: Eukaryota; Metazoa; Chordata; Actinopteri; Perciformes; Gasterosteidae
Gene: cd8a
Product: CD8a molecule
Source: RefSeq, a predicted model, not a curated record
GAUCCCAUUUGACACAGCAGAGAAGAAGCCGACAGCUGGGGCGUGGUUUGAUAUCUCGCUGAAUUAUCACCUAGCAGGCUCCAACAAAGACCACAAAGACCCGUUUCGCAGCUGUUAAUAUCUACGACGAUGAAAAUGAACCAAAAGUGGAUUUUGGUGAUUCUGGUGUUUUGUCCAAACACGACUUCAGGAGCUGCUGCAGAAAAGAUGGUGAAGGAAGGAGAGCUGGUUGACAUCAAGUGUAAGCCUGCUCAGUCGGGCAGCCUGCUCAUCUGGUUCAGAGUUCUUCCCAAGAACAUGGAAUUCAUUGGAUCUUUCAGCCCAAGUGGUUUGCCAAAGUCACCCACAGCUUCCCUCGACUCCAGUUAUGGUUUCUCAAAAAUUAGUAACGGUAUCUUAAGUCUAAAGAAAUUCAAGAAAAGCACCGACAGCGGCAUUUACAGCUGUGCGUUUCUCAAAGGGACUCAACUGAUGUUCGGCGAUGUAACCCGACUGGUUGGAGAAAAGGAAACAACAGAAGUUGCAAUAUCAAAUGCCAUCACCAGUGUGCCAAAUCAAUGCACAACCGACACCCCAUGCGUUUGUGAGCAGAAUGGGAAUGACAAGCAAGGGGAAACCAGUCCUCAAAUGUAUUGUUCUCCAAUCAUACUGGGCCCACUGGCCGGCGCCUGUGGCCUUCUUCUUCUACUCCUCAUCAUCACCACCCUGUACUGCAAUCGAAUGAGAACGCGGAGAUGCCCACAUCAUUACAAAAGAAAACAGCAGGCGGUGCCUCCUGGAAAGAAAAUGAUGACCAGCAGACACGUUUAACUUCGGGGUGUAAUUUAAUUCCUUCAAACAGUCAUUAUUUUACUAUGUUGUGUGGCUGUUGCAGAGGAUUUUAUUCCUAUUUACAAUUUAAUGACAAUGGUGAAUAUUUAGCCGCCAACUAAAAAGUUCUGAUUGUAACAGGAACUAUAAAAAGAUGCUACUUUAAGGAUUUAAUGUUUCAAAUACUUUGGGUUUUCACUGCAUUGUGGCACGACGCACAAUUACGCUGCACCAUCACACCCUUGAUUAAACUCUUUUAAUAAAAUAACAUUAAAUGAAACCUCUAAUUCUAUAAAUGUUGAUUGUAAUAUGAACUACUGAAGUUCUGAGAGUAUUAGAAGCGCGAAAAUUGUUUGAAAUUGAUCAUGUUACGUUAGCUUUGCUUUUGUAAUUAGCCAAAGCGUCUAAAUGUUGACAUUUUCCAGUAUACUUUAAUAUUGUUUUCCUGUGCAGUGUUUUAGUUAGCUACUUUAACAUUUUCAAAAUAUAAUUUCAUAUGUCUUUUGCCUUGGGAAAAAUAAAAAAAUAAAAAAAUUUGCUCACAUAGAUGACUUUCUUUGAAUGGGUGUAUUUCUUUUAAUUUAU